Scomber japonicus (chub mackerel) is the source of this 2337-nucleotide messenger RNA. It is a transcript of the gene acss1, whose product is annotated as acyl-CoA synthetase short chain family member 1. The transcript is spliced from 15 exons. Gene Ontology annotation, cellular component: mitochondrion. Gene Ontology annotation, molecular function: acetyl-CoA synthetase activity; AMP binding. The record is from RefSeq and is a predicted model, not a curated record. The coding region runs from base 1 to 2337 and encodes 778 amino acids. NCBI's taxonomy places the organism in Eukaryota, Metazoa, Chordata, Actinopteri, Scombriformes, Scombridae.
AUGGACUGGCAGACCGGAUUGGUGGUCCCCAUUUUUAAAACAGGGGACCGGAGGGUGUGUGCUAACUAUCAGGAUCACACUACUCAGCCUCCAGGAGAAGCUGCUGCUGAAAGGCUCCGGCUGAAUGUUGAAUCUGAUUCAGGAGGAGCGAUGUGGAUUCUGGCCGUGGAACAGUGGACCAGCUCUUCACCCUGCAGGAUCCUGGAGGGGUCAUGGGAGUUCACACAUCCAGUCUACAUGUCAGGCUUAGGGCCGUGUCCCUCGGCGGACCUUAGGAUCAACAUGGCUGUGAGCUUCAGCAGCAGACCGGGACUCUUCCUCCUGAGCCGCUGCCGGACCGGACCGGUACUCCACCGGUGCCUCUCCUCCUCUUCCUCCUCACCAACCUCACCAACACCACCGGGCACGUGGAGCUCGCAGCUGUCCCAGCUGUCGUACCGGGAGCUGUACCGGCUGUCGGUCACGGACCCGGAUCGGUUCUGGGGCUCCGCCGCCACUGACAGGCUCCGGUGGGUGAAACCGUUCCACCGGGUCCGGGACUGUGAGCUCCGCAGCGGGAGGAUCAGCUGGUUUCUGGGAGGGAAGCUCAACGUGUCCGUAAACUGUCUGGACGUCCAUGUAGAGAAACAUCCGGACCGUGUGGCUCUGAUCUGGGAGCGAGAUGAACCUGGCACUGAGGUGAAAGUCACCUACAGGGAACUGCUGGAGACCACCUGCCGCUUAGCCAACACCCUGAAGAGCCAUGGGAUCCAGAAAGGUGACACGGUGGCCAUCUACAUGCCCGUGUCGCCGCUGGCGGUGGCGGCCAUGUUGGCGUGUGCACGUAUCGGUGCGGUGCACACGGUGGUGUUUGCUGGCUUCAGCUCCGACGCUCUGGCAGGACGGAUCCAGGACGCUCAGUGUAAAGCAGUGGUCACAUGUAAUCAAGGCGUACGCGGCGGCCGGCUCAUCGAUCUGAAGUCGACCGUAGAAGCAGCGGUGAAGAACUGUCCAAGUGUCCAACAUGUGUUUGUCUCUCAGAGGACAGAAAUCCCGGCUGUGAUGGGACCUCUGGACGUCCCUCUGGAGGAGGUGAUGACUCAGCAGUCUCCAGUUUGUCCUGCGGAGCCUCUGGACAGUGAAGAUCUUCUGUUUCUUCUCUACACAUCAGGAAGCACCGGGAAACCUAAAGGCAUCGUCCACACACAGGCUGGAUACCUGCUGUAUGCAGCACUCACACACCAGUACGUGUUUGGUUACCGUGACGGCGACGUGUUCGGCUGCGUGGCGGACGUCGGCUGGAUAACGGGACACACAUACGUCGUUUACGGGCCGCUGUGUAACGGCGCCACCACCGUGCUGUUCGAAAGCACACCGGUCUACCCGAACCCAGGGCGGUACUGGGAGACGGUGCAGCGUCUCAGGAUCUCUCAGUUCUACGGCGCUCCGACGGCGCUGCGUCUGCUGCUGAAGUACGACGAGAGCUGGGUGACGAAAUACGACCGCUCGUCUCUGAGGACGCUCGGAUCAGUGGGAGAGCCCAUCAACCAUGAGGCUUGGCAUUGGUUCCAUGAUGUGGUCGGAGAGGGACGAUGUCCUCUAGUGGACACCUGGUGGCAGACAGAGACGGGAGGAGUCUGCAUCGCUCCUCGUCCUGCAGAGGAAGGAGCUCCCAUCCUUCCUGCCAUGGCCAUGAGGCCGUUCUUCGGCAUCCAGCCGGCUCUGAUGGGAGAGAAGGGUGAGCCCCUCUCCGGUAACUCCGUCAGCGGUGCUCUGGUUCUGGCCCAGCCCUGGCCCGGUAUGGCCCGGACCAUCUACAGAGACCACGAGAGGUUCCUGGAGGCUUACUUCAAACCGUACCCAGGUUUCUACUGUACGGGGGACGGAGCGUACCGGUCUGAGGACGGUUUCUACCAGAUCACCGGACGCAUGGAUGAUGUCAUCAACGUGAGCGGCCAUCGGCUUGGUACGGCAGAGAUAGAGGACGCACUGGACGAACAUCCAGAUGUUCCAGAAACAGCUGUGAUAGGAAUCCCACAUGACAUCAAAGGAGAAGUGCCGUUUGCCUUCGUGGUUCUGAAGGAGGGGAGCGGCGCCGCCCCCCCCGCCGUCCUGCAGCAGCUGCGUCUCCUCGUCGCCACCAAGAUCGCCAAGUACGCCGUCCCCGAGCACUUCCUGGUGGUGCCUAGGCUGCCUAAGACCCGCUCCGGGAAGAUCAUGAGACGCAUCCUCAGGAAGGUUGCCGUGGGGACGACCGGCGACCUUGGCGACGUUUCGACGCUCGACGACCCGUCCGUCGUCAUGGAGAUCAUCAAAGCUUACGAAGAGCAGAGAAAACAGGAGGAGAAGAAGAAGUAG